AUGUUCUCCGCCCGGGCACUUUCUCGCGCUGCGCGCACCGCCGCUCCCCGCGUCGCGCGUCCUGCCGUCGCUCCUCGCGUCGUCGCUACGAGGAGCUACGCCCAAGCUGCCGACACCAAGUCCGUCAAGCCGCCCGUCGCCCUGUACGGCGUUGAUGGCACCUACGCCAGCGCUCUGUUCGCUGACGGGCCAUCGUCGCAAAACCAACAGUACACCGCCGCCGCCAAGACCUCCACCCUCGAGCCCGUCUCUAAGGCCCUCGAGAACCUGGCCAACGUCUUCAAGAAGGACGCGAAGCUCGCCGAGGUCCUGUCGGCCCCGACCCUGACCGAGUCCGACAAGAAGCAGAUCGUCGCCGAGCUGACCAAGAUCGUCGGCACCGCGGACAAGGAGGGCGUCGUCAAGAACUUCCUCGAGACUCUCGCCGAGAACAACAGGCUCGGUGUGCUCCAGCCCGUCACUGAGAAGUUCGCUCAGCUCAUGAGCGCUUACCGCGGCGAGAUCGAGCUCAACGUCACCAGCGCUCAGCCGCUCGACAACAAGGUCCUCAACCGCCUCGAGGCCGCCGUCUCCAAGUCCCCCUACGCCCAGGGCAAGAAGCUCAAGGUCGUCCCCAAGGUUAACCCCGACAUCCGUGGCGGUCUCAUCGUCGAGAUCGGCGACAGGACCAUCGACCUCAGCGUCUCUGCCAAGCUGGCCCGCAUGAACAAGCUCCUCAACGACCAGCUGUAA
Lasiodiplodia theobromae is the source of this 732-nucleotide messenger RNA. Its product is annotated as ATP synthase subunit 5. Lineage: Eukaryota; Fungi; Ascomycota; Dothideomycetes; Botryosphaeriales; Botryosphaeriaceae. The transcript is spliced from 4 exons. The coding region runs from base 1 to 732 and encodes 243 amino acids. Gene Ontology annotation, cellular component: membrane. Gene Ontology annotation, biological process: proton motive force-driven mitochondrial ATP synthesis. The record is from RefSeq and is a predicted model, not a curated record. Gene Ontology annotation, molecular function: proton-transporting ATP synthase activity, rotational mechanism.